Molecule: messenger RNA, 5551 nt
Organism: Aedes albopictus (Asian tiger mosquito)
Lineage: Eukaryota; Metazoa; Arthropoda; Insecta; Diptera; Culicidae
Gene: MnM
Product: serine/arginine repetitive matrix protein 1
Exons: 4
Coding region: 527-4522 (1331 amino acids)
Molecular function (GO): protein binding
Source: RefSeq, a predicted model, not a curated record
GAACGAAAUUACAAGAAGACAAACUGUAAUCAACCGUUGACGGAUUGCAUCCGGCCACACGCGUGGCGCAGGCUCCGCUCGCCGGUAACUCACUCUCGAUCGGGUUUCCCAUAUGGUGCACCUGCGCAGCAUCCUCCGCGUCCAUAGCGGGUGGACCAAGUGAGCACCAACAGCGCCGCCUGACCCGAACCGAAGCUCAGUUCUCGACCGGUCGCGACUCUGCUCGGACAUCCGAAAGCGGUGAAACCUCGAAAAGAACCACUUGAACCCGCGAAAACGCACGCGUCUCGCGUUCCGAACCCCGUCGCGGCAGCCCUUCUCAUCUAGGAACGUGACCGACGACGGUUCCUCGAAAAAUUCCUCUGUGUAUAGUGUAGUGACACGAGCGAGCAGCAAUUGCAGAAAGCGAAAAAUGGCGCCCCUAGAGAAGUGCUAGCUAUAGUGAUUAGCGCGGGUUGAUCGAUUUAACGCGACUUCGAUCUGAUUGUUUUGACCGGGGUACCAGGUGAUCAGUGCUGCGUGUGGGAUGGGUAAUCAACCGACCAAACAGUCCGGGAAGCCGAAGAAGGCCGUCCACUGGAAGUCAGCAGAGCCGCCGUCGCCUCCGGGCAAGCCGAUGUUGGUUCCUGGAUCACCGAGCAAUUCAGCACCGGAUGUCGUGACGCUUCGUUGGAAACGACCGACGAGCGAUGGCGGGUCGCCAAUUCUUGGAUACAUCAUAGAACACCGGCGGACGGGUUCACCGCACUGGGUUCGUGCCUCAGCUGUGUUGAUCCAGGCCACAGAACUGUCCUUUAGUGGACUCGAGCCUGGAUGGCGCUACCAGUUCCGGGUAACGGCACAGAACAUUGUCGGGCAGUCCGACUGUAGUGAACUGUCUGACCCGUUGACAGUGACUCUACAGCGAGCGGCCAUCGCACCGCCACGGUUUGUUCAAGAACUUUACGAUACCACUGCCAUCGAGAACGAGAAAAUUGAAUUCCGAGUGUCCGUCGCGGGAAGUCCUGCACCACAGAUCAGCUGGUUCAAGGAUGGGUUCGAGAUAUUCAGCAGUCGUCGAACGAAGAUCAUUACCGAAGCAGACUUGAGCAUACUUGUCAUCCACCAAGCGGCGUUAACGGACGAAGGAGAGUUCAAAUGCACGGCUACCAAUCGGGCAGGUCAUGCCACAACCAUCUGCAGUUUGUCCAUCGAUGCUUAUCCCAAGAUACGUCUCCCUAGACAGUACGAAGAAGGCCUGAUCGUUGAAGCUGACGAAGUGAUACGUCUUAAAGUAGGUGUUGCCGGACAACCAACGCCAAUAGUCGAGUGGAGCCACAACGGUGAACUCAUAACGAACGGUGGCCGUUACGAAAUCGAAACAAACGACAAGAACUCAUCUCUCCGAAUCGCCAAUGCUCAGAGAAGUGAUCGUGGCGAGUAUAACCUGCGCGCGAUCAAUAAACUAGGCGAAGACUACGCGUUCUUCUUGGUUACUGUUACAGCCAAACCAGAACCUCCAGGCAAAGUUCAGAUCAGUGUAGGUCUCGGGAAAGCUAUCACCCUCAGCUGGUCCGCUCCUGAAGACGACGGUGGUUGCAAAAUCGGCAACUACAUAGUAGAAUACUAUCGUGUCGGUUGGGAUGUCUGGCUCAAGGCAACCACCUGUCGACAACUCACUACGACCCUCAGCGGACUCUUCGAAGGCUCCCAAUACCGUUUCCGAGUAAAGGCAGAGAACCCGUACGGCCUCAGCGACCCCUCCGAAGAAUCAGACACACUAUUCAUCCCGGAUCCCAAGCGCGGAAUCAACAGUGCCACCCAAAUCCCAGAACCAGAGCCCGAAGAACCCGAACCCAUCCCGCAAGCAGUUCCUCGCAAACGUCGGGACCCCUCACCACCCCGGGAACCCGAGCAGAUCAAAAAAGUCAAAGCCUUCACCCCGGAAACCUACAGCCGGGACGAAAUCGUCCGCGAAAUGUCCUACGGAGCUCGGGACGAAGACUUCUUCCAACCGAAGCAAUCCACCGAACCACCCAAACCCCCCGCCGUCGUCAUCACCGAGCCGAAGAAAGAACCCACCCCUCCUCCAUCCCCGAAACCCCAACGCCCGCAAUCCUUCACCUCGCCCCUCAAAGCGAUGGAGAAAUUCUCCAAGGAACCCAGCCCGCUUUUCAACCGCCCAUCUCCAUCCCCAUCCCCAUCCCCCUCGGACAACCAGCUGUCCGCCCAGUCGCAGAUGCAGCAGCAGCCAACGUCCCCCACCGACGCCCAGUCGCCGACCAUGCACAACAGCAGCGAGUUCAUGCUGGUCCUGUACAACGAACCGGAAGCGAAAAAUAAUACACCCAACGGUAGUAACAAACCGAUACAGACCGCUACAAACAAGCUUCCCAUUCGGUCAUUACUGUACUCCCAGCUUUAUCGGGAAAAGUAUUGCACUCGACGCCUUCUGCUGUCUGCUUACAAUCGCCCAGCAAACAUGCGUCCACCGGUUCGUUCCCUAUCGAUCGCAUCCGGAAACUCAACCUUCGAUUUUGAGCUGGAAGACUUGGCAGCUCCGCCACCUCCGCUGUCCCUGUCGGCUCCGGAGCUGAAUGUGGAACCACCACCGGCACCAAGAAUGCGUCCGGCGGUGAGUUCGACGGAGCUGCUCUACGAACGGGCGAUGGCACGAUUCUACCAAGCCGUGGCCAUGGAGGAAACCGAAAACCAACGCAAGGAAGCCGAGCGGAGGAGAAGCGUAAGCGUGGUCGAGGCACAGCAUCAUCAGCAACAGCAGCAACAACAAGCGCAACAGCAACAACUGGAUGGAACGGCUGUGGUGACUCGGCAAUCGGACCGCCGUAGCAGCCUUCGUCGGCGUCUGUCCGGGGAUAAGGAAGCGAUCGUGAAGCAGUCUAGUUUCGAAUCGCAACAUUCCAGUGCCGUGGACGAUGUGAUAGUUGAGGAGAAAGAGGAAGUGGUGAAAGAAAUGGAACUAAGGGAGGAGGAGGCUGAAGGUGCUGUGGGUAAGGUGCCGGAUUUGGACGAGGAGUUCUCGAUAUCUUCGUCUAUGGAUUCGAUGCUGGAAGAGCUGAAGCGAAGGGAGUCGGCGCGAUCGAGCAGGUCGAGGAUAAUGAGCGACGACGAGGAGAUGGAGACGUAUCAUCCGGGACCGAGGGUAAUGUCCCCGUACAGAAAUCCCGAUCCAAGUCAGGCCAUAGAGGUGUUGACGAAGCCAUUGCCGAUGCCAGAUCCAAAUUUUGUACCGAAGCCAAUUUUGAAACGGCCAUCAACGGAGAUUUUGACAAAGGAUGAGAAAGAGAAGAAAGUUGCUCCGAGUAAACCGGAGCGAAGAAGUUUGUCGAAUAUUUUUGAUCGCAAGUCUCCGGCAAAGGAAGAGCAGAAGUCUCCGAAGCCUAGUCCAACACCAACUCCAACGCCACCUCAGAUAGAAAGGGAAAAGACACCUGAAGUGGAAGUGAAGAAAUCAGAGCCUCCAGAGCCGGUGAGUGAAAAGCAAGCACCUACGGGGCAGGAGAUCAAUACAGCGAUCAAAUCGGAAGCUGCUCGACAGAGACGUCUGGAGUCCAGGCAAAGCUCCAUCGAAGAAUCCAGGGCCGUUGCUGAUUUCUACAGUGAAAUCGUUCAACAAGUAGAAAUCGCCAAGAAACCUCGUCAGUUACCACUCUACAUGAACCCCGACGAAGCUCGUAAGCUGAAUGAGCGGGCACGCUCUCGAGAAACUUCCUACGAUCGGCUUCCUGGAUCUCGUUCUGGUUCGAGGUCUCCCAUGCCGCCGGAAGAAAUCUACCGACCUCCAAAGUCUCGUUCGCCUUCGCUAAGCUCAGAGCAAAUUGUAACGAAAGGAAAGCCUGCUCGAGAAAGUCGUAUUCUUCGGCAGCGAUCGGCUUCGAUCGAGAACGAUACCAGUCGGCCACCAUCGGCAAUUAAAGAGAAUCCACCAGUGCCACUGAAUCGACCGGAAACUGCAUUUAAUCCUAGUGAAGCUAGUGAAGAAUCGCCGAGACGUAGUCGUCCCAUGCGGGAGUCCACAGCAAUUGCCAAGAAGCGAAAUGUUUCUCAGACACGUUCUCGUAGUAGUUCAGGAGUUCGUGACGGAUCAGCAGCUCCGGAGAAGACCCCGAUGGACGUUGCUAGACGUGCACGACUACGUGCUGCCUCCAAGUCUCCUGUUGCACUACAGCGAACUCCAGUUGUUGAACCAGCUCCGGAACCACCAAAGCCACCGCCUGCUCCUUCAGUACCAUCUACCCCUUCGGUUCCUUCAACUCCCUCAACUCCUGUCGAACACUCACCACCUCAGGAGCAGCGAUCCCGUUCACAGUCCCAAGCACCCGAAGCAACUCCCGAAGAAACCUCCUACCAAUCUACGGUGUCCUACCUGACAGACGUGGCUCUGUUUGCCCUAGCCUGUUGGCUGUAUCUGUUCAAGAACCCAAAGCUAGCGAUCCCGAUUAUCGUACUGAUCAUGUACCGUCACAUUAGGGAUGCCCUCCGGCAUCGGAUGCCACCAUGGAUGAAACGAUCGCUGAGCUAAUCUCAUCUGACGAGCAAUCUGAUGAAAGACAUAAUCUCAAUAACAGCAGGCAGAGACAGAAACUGAAGCAGAAGGAUAUUUUUAGCAGGUCUGAAUAAUCUUAUUCUCUUGUUUGGAUACUGGUUCUAUCUAUCUAUACAUUUGUCUUAUUCUAAAGAGGCACGAAACGAUAUUUUCCUGCACUCGCACUUUGUUUACCGAAGAAGAAUAUUUACCGUUUUUGUAUCUCUCUUUAUCUAUCUCUAAGAAUUUAGGGAAGGGAUGAAACAAGAUCCCUCGUGAUCGCGACCAAAGAUUUUGUGAGAGAACGAUCAGCUGUCGUAUGUUUGACAGCUGCCGAUUUCUUCCGCGUAAGAAAUCAAUCGAAAUUUUUUAUCUAGCACAAUAUAAAAUUUACACAAAAAAAUCGAAAAAUACUUGCACAUUCACACAUAACAAAUGAAUCGCACUCUUCGUUCACGUUUACCGGAGUUCACCCCGCCAUAUUUGUUUUAGGAUGUCAUAACCGUUCAAACGUCACUCUCUACCCGAAAGCGUAUAAUCACUUACAGUUCGAUGUAAUUUUACGUGUUAGUCCCUAAAUAAGCGAAACCUAUUUUUAAUCAAUUUGUUUAUGUUGAAGCUUUUCAUUGUUAAAUGUGUUAUAAAAAUACAAAAAAAACUACACAAACACCGACCAAACAACGAAAAUUCUUCAAUGAAUUCUAUAUUACACACACGCACACACCCACAAUCACUCAUUCGAAUGUUGACCAUUUACCAAAAUUGAAGCAUAAUUCAAGCGUCCGCGCGCGUAUUUUUGGCACAUCAAUCCGACAGUCGUCAUUCAGACAAAAAGUACACCCGAAAAUAAUCACUCCGUCGCCGCCACAAUUACGUACCAUUAUUGUACACACAUUUUGGCAAUACAGGCCAUAUAGGUGAGAGCAAAAAGGAGAAAAACUUUUGUUGAAAAGAAAACUCGACCAGAAGCCAAAGCGAGAGGUAGUAAAUUUGUUCUUAAAAUAAACAUUAAACACAAACACCAAA